Molecule: messenger RNA, 1368 nt
Organism: Hydractinia symbiolongicarpus
Lineage: Eukaryota; Metazoa; Cnidaria; Hydrozoa; Anthoathecata; Hydractiniidae
Exons: 2
Coding region: 302-952 (216 amino acids)
Source: RefSeq, a predicted model, not a curated record
AGCGUUUUUUGAAAAGGUUUCUCACGUGUUUGAUGUUGACAUUUUCAAUUUAACACAAGUGUUUUUGAAGUGUUUUGGAAGUAUUGUAUAUUAAAAAGAGAUUUAAAAUUGAUCAAACAUCUUUGUCCGAUUGCAAGAUAUGGUACCACAUGCUAAAAAGUUGUAAAGAUAACACUUGAAGACAAUUAUUGUGGUUAAAAUAUCAAUUACUAAAUAAGUGAAAACACUUGCUGUUCAGGCAUCAUUCAAGUUGGCGACGUACACUGUAAACGAACCAGUUGGUAGACUAAGUAAAAUCAAAAUGAAAUGGUUAAGAGAGAAAGAUUUUUCUCUGACCUCUUUUAGCGAAAGUUUUAACGAGUUCGAAGGAAAGUCUCUUGCACAUUGUGAAGGGUAUCUGUAUAUACAAAGUCGAAGUUUAUGGAGAUUCCCGAACCAUUUAUGGAAGCGAAGGUAUUUUACGUUACGAAAUGAUGUCUUGUACUUUACCAAACAAAAAGGAGAUCUAAUUUUUGAAGAAUCAACAGACAAAAUCGAAAUUGAAGCUGACACAGGAAUUUACCCGGAAGAGAGUACCAAGGGAAGUAAAAAGUUUUUCAUUCGUAUCGCACAAGGUAAACAGAACUAUAUUUUAUGCUCAGCAGAUGAAAAUGAUCGAAAUACAUGGCUAGCUUCUUUACUGACUGUGAUAACAGAGAAAUAUGUUAUAAACUUUAAAGCAGGAUCCUAUAAAAGCAUAAGACUGAAUCACAAAGAGUCGAGAAGAAUUACGCAGCGUCAUUCAAGCUUUUUACCGAAAAGUUUAACAGAAAGUGACGUUUGCGUGCACGAGUUUUCCAGAAAAAACAAUAAUGGUACCUUAGUGUUGCAGAAAGCUGAGUCACUGUUUAACUUAAGUGGUUAUAAAGAAGGGGUUUACGAUGACAGAUCAAGUUUUGUGGCGUUGGUGUAGACAUUUGCUCGCUUUGGAUCGAACUUUAAGAUAUAGCUACCUUCUUGACCUUUUUGACUGUAAAAAUAGAAAGUGCACACUUCUUCAGCCAGAUAAACAAUAAAUUCAUCAACUUUUAAUUCUUAAUUUUAAAAAGUUAAAAAACAUAAAACAGGGUUUUCGCGCCAAAACUUAUAUAUGAACAUAAAAAGAAGGUCUUCGCGCCAAAAAUUUAAUUUAGAAAUAAAAGCAAUGUUUUCGCGUCAAAACUUAAGUUUAAACACAGAAGUACGGUUGACAUUCUUUGAUUUUCACAUUGUGAUAUUUUUCCUGUAUUAUAAAACUUAUAUAGCUGAAGUUAUUGUGUAGUGUAUAUUUAUAUAUAAAUUAUAUAUCGCAUUUGCAAAGUUAAAUAAAUAAACAUAUUGUUUGCAUGA